Molecule: messenger RNA, 2889 nt
Organism: Porites lobata
Lineage: Eukaryota; Metazoa; Cnidaria; Anthozoa; Scleractinia; Poritidae
Source: the annotation of a GenBank genome assembly
AUGUUAUUGCGUUGCAAGGAAACAGCCAAUCAGGCACUGAGAAAACUAAACCUCAAGCAAGAACCUUCAUUAAUUUGUGGCUUGGUCGCGUGUCCUGUUCUUUGUUGUGAUUGGUCACAACACAUUAUGACAUAGCUAGAAUAUUCACCUAAUCAAAUUCAAUAGCGCGAUCGUGCAUCAUUUAACAAAUAGAUCCCAUGUUGCCGUGCGUCUGUUCAGUAAUAGAUCACAGAUGACGUCAAAAUGUGUUGAAAACAAAGAGUGUUGUCACUGAUGUUUUCACCACAUUUUGACGUCCUCUGUGAUCUAUUACUGAACAGAUCCACGGCAACAUGGAAUCUAUUUGUUUUAUACAAUGAUCAGAAAAGAAAAAAGAUACACAUACCUGCCUCAUACCGCUUGACUGUUCGAAGAUUUGUGCUAGUCUGGGCAUUUUUGAAGUCCCAAACGCUAUAUUUCGUCUCUCCUUUUGUUUAACUGUUCGCGCGUACUUGAAUACGCAAAAAUACGGACUGUUUUGCAGUCUAGGCAAAAAAAAAUAUUGUCACGUAGACAUUGACGCGUACUGCUUUGAGCACGCGCUAAAAUAAUAAAAAUUUAAGUUAACUUCUGCAUUGACCGCUUUGAUAAUGUUAUAAAACAAUGUAGUUCAUGCUUCAGCUGUGCGCAUGUCGAGAUAUUGAGUACUUGGGAAGUUUGGAGAGCACUCAAGAGGUUAGAGUUGCUCGAGGCGCAACUCUUCCGGCUCUUUCGUGCUCUUCAAACUUCCCGCGCACGCACGCUGACGCAUGAACUAAUACCCCACGUUCGAUAUGUAAUAUAUCAAGCAUGAGACAGAGUGUUUCAUCACCAGGUGAAACACUGAAAGAGAGUUGAAAAUACGACGCGCAGCGGAGUAUUUUUGACGAACUUCGAGGUGUUUCAUCUGGUGAUGAAACACAGUGUCGAAUGCUUGAUACUACUUCUCAAACAAAUUGAUUUUAGAAGGAGAAAUUAAGGAUGCAAAACUGAGAAGUUUUUCAUCCGAUUUCCAAACACUCAUUAAACAUUAAUUUCCUUUGUAUUUUCUUUAUGAAUUAUUAAUCAGUUUGAGAAAGCUGAUUCAAUAAAGGUUGCUUUGGGUAUUGAAUAAUUUGAAUAAGCAUUGUCUUCAGUUUCUCUUGGGAGUUAAAAUGGCCCCAAGAGAAACUGAAAACAAUGCUUAUUCAAUUUUGGGGGUAACAAAUAAAGAGUAUUAUGGUAUGUCAUGGUAUUUUCUGGAGUGGUCAAUUGGGUAUUGGGAAGCUAUUGUUUGGUAGUCACCCAUUCAAGUAACUCAUUGCACUGUUUCACAUGCCCAAAUGCCUAAUUACCAAUGAACAGUUACCAAAGCAACCUUUUUUGAUUUAGCUGUAUAUUAAAAUUAUUCUAACAUGACUCCGUGAAAAUUGCAAAUUUUUGACCACUCCAUCGUCUUGCAAUUCCCAGAAGAGACUUGAGCACAAAGGAAACCAAACCAAAUAUAGGAAAAUGACCAGAAGCGUCGGAGUCAUUUUAGAAUUUUAAUAUUGGAACGUGUGAUAUUGACCACUCCAGAAAAUACCAUAACAUACCAUAAUGCUAUUUGUUGUCACCCCAAAAUUUUGCAUAAGCAUUGUUUUCAGUUUCUCUUGGGGCCAUUUUAACUCCCAAGAGAAAAUGAAGACAAUGCUUAUGCAAAAUUUUGGGGUGACAAACAAAGAGCAUUAUGGUAUGUUUUUUCAUUUUCUGGAGUGGUCAAUUGUUAUAAGUAAUAAACAUUGCUGAAACAUUGCAAGUGUUCACGAUUUUGUCUGUUUGACAGUAACACCGACCAGAGCGUUGAAAAUAACAUGCACAACGAUGUAUUUUUGACGAACUCCGAGGUGUUUGAUAUUGUGGUGAACAACUGCCUGGAAUGUUUAAUAUUACUUCUCGAACAACUGAACUGAUUUAAGAAAGAGAAAAUCAAGGAUGCAGAAAUGAGGAGUUUUUCUACUGAUUUUCAACCGCUCUUUUUAACGCAUUAAUUUGAGGUGUGUUUUUGUAAUAUCCGUUGACAAAGACUUUAGAGGAACGCGUAUUGCUACAAUGGACGAUUCUUGACGAUUUUCCUAGUAAGAAAACAUUAAAUCAUUUAAAUCAAGAGGAUGCCAAUACGAUAUUGCAGCUGUAUUUGUUCAUCUGAUAUGGCACACGAUUUUCAAUUACUCGCCUUGGGAAGUUAAGCAUAUUCAUCUUCAGCAAAUCUCAGUUGAAAUGGUUCUAACGUUGAUUUACUGGACGUUACCCCUGAUUUUUUUUCUUCUCCUUGGAUUUUUGUCGUUCGCUUUGUAUGUCCAUCAUCAGCAUUUGCGUUACGCGCACAUUCCAGGGCCUCCAAGAGAUGGCUUUUUCACUGGCAAUGUCCCUUUUAUUCGACAAGAAAUGAAGAGAGAUGGAGAAAACGGGGGCAUGACCAUCAUAUUGAUGAACUGGUAUCGGCAAUACGGAUCGGUUUACGUUGUGUGGAUGCUUUUUAAUCCCGUUGUUAUCGUAUCUCACCCUGACAUGGCCAAAAAAGCCCUCAUCACACUGAAUUUGCCCAAAUCACCACGUCUUUACUCCAAACUCAGCAGCGUGUUCGGCCAACGAGCUGGUGGGCAGGGAAUUAUGACGGAAAUCGAUCACGAUGUCUGGCGUCGUAAGCGAGUAAUGUUAGAACCCGGAUUUCACAGAAAGUAUUUAAUGAAUUCGAUGGACGCCUUUAAUUCGAUUUGUGACGACUUUCUGGAAAAUCUGAGGAAAUAUGCUGAUGGUAAAACGCCUGUCAGGAUGAUGGAUGAAUUUGCAAGAGUCACCCUCGACAUUAUUGGCAAGGUACUGUAUGCUGGUUUUCACUUUAGUGACUAG